Solea senegalensis (Senegalese sole) is the source of this 6325-nucleotide messenger RNA. RefSeq names its product centrosomal protein 295 (gene cep295). Bases 276 to 6260 code for a protein of 1994 amino acids. Gene Ontology annotation, biological process: regulation of centriole replication. The record is from RefSeq and is a predicted model, not a curated record. NCBI's taxonomy places the organism in Eukaryota, Metazoa, Chordata, Actinopteri, Pleuronectiformes, Soleidae. The transcript is spliced from 30 exons. Gene Ontology annotation, cellular component: cytosol; centriole; centrosome.
AGACGGAGCACGGCGGGCAGUUCAAACCACCGGAUGGACGUUUAGGAACGAACCGUUCAGGCGUCGUCGUGGAGGUUUCGAUAAACAAAAACUCCUGUUAAUUCAUAUUCUCUCACCAAAUCUAUUCUCUGUUUUUACAGUUUAUCUGCAUGCUAUUUGCCAUUCUAAAAAGUUCCUUCUCGUAUAUUUCAACGAACGAAGUGAUGGAAGCGAAGCUGGCGGCUAACGGAGCGGCUACCUGCUGUUUGAGAAAUGUUCGCCUGCUUUUGUAGAAAAUGAAGAAAAAACUGGCCAGAAUAAGACCGAGCCCUAACGAAGAGGCUCGGAUACUAAAAGAAGAACAUGAAAGAAGGAGAAAGCUGCGAAUACAACAGGUGCGGGAGCAGCAGAGGCAAAUUGCCCUGCAGAUCCGUCAGGCGGUUGAGCAGCGACGACAAUGUGAGCUGGAGCAGCUAGGGGAGGAGCUGAGGUUGGAUUGGGAGCAACAGCAGAGGGAGAAACUGGACAAACUGCAGAGGUUGUACCAAGAGAGCCUCCAACUUCUCGGUCAGGGACACAGAGACGCAAAAGAAAACGAACCUGAUUUGGCAGCAAUAGCACAGAGGGAGGAGGAAAAUCAUGCCAAAGCAGAACAGCGUCAUCAACAAGCCCUGAAGGAACUGAAAUCUCAGAGGCUUGAAGAACAUGAGAGACAGAACAAAUCCAUCAAGGCCAGGAAGAAGGCACUACAGAUAGAAAAGGAGAGAUCAGCAAAAGUGGCCAGCCUCCCACCACCUCCCACUAACCCCAUUCAGAACAUUGAUUUCAAGAAGCCACAUGUGGUAAAGAAAUCUGAUGUGAGUUCCUUUGCUGCCACACAUUAUCACAUGCCAGAGAGCACUGUGGAUAGAGAGGUGGAUACACAGCAGCGUAAUGCACACGAGGAAGCUGACCUGGAGGUCAGGAGAUUGCAGGACCUACAAAGGGAGGCAAUGAGGAGGAGAGGGGAGCAGCUGGAGAAGGCUCGUCUCAGGGGGAGGCAGGCUUUGAAGAGGGAACAGCUCAUUCAGGACCGCGAUCGCUUGCUUGUUGAACUGGAGCACAUGCAGCAGACAGACAUGCUGAGGAGAAGACAACAAGUGUCUCAGAUGCCACCUCAGAUCUUCCAGCCUCUCUACAAGAGACAGGAGGCGAGGGAAGAUUUCCAGAGGGAGAUGGAAUUUGCCUUUGAGGACAUGUAUACUGGAGAGAGGAGAGUCAAAGGUGACCUGGUGGUACAGCUGGAACCAGAACCCCUGCCAGCUUUGUCCACAGGCAGCCAAGACCAAGAGCUGGACGUCACACUGGAUGAAAUCACCACACAGGGAACAGAACACGCAUCACAUGAGGCUGCCAGGACUGAGCUGGACACAUCUGCUCAAGUGGAACCCACCAAACCUGCUCCGAGGCGGGCGUUGCGGAAGCUCUUGGAUCGAAUCAGGAGCCAGAGGAACCAGUAUAAUGAGCACAGCAGUCAUGUCGCUGCAGCUGAUUCACAGACUGUUGUCAAUGAUCAGAUCCCAGAGCGAGACACGACCAUUGAGACCGGCUCUCUUACAAACAGCCCUCCAUCGAGCGAUGAGAAAAACAAACAGCCCUCCAUCGAGCUACCUGAGCCUCACUCUGCCAUAGAGUCGGAGACAACCGAGACGUCAACUGGAGGUGACUCCCCAUUCUCUGACGAACUCAGAAACAGAAUCCAAGAAUUUGAAGAAGAGCAAAAGAAAAGGGAGGAGGAGCUGGAGAGGGAGAAGCAGCAGCAGGUGGUUUUACUCCAAGACCUGGAAAAUCAGAAGGUUAAACUAGAACAGAUGCUGCUUGAGGCUCAGCAAGAGAGGGAAUGGCUGAAGGCUGCUGCGAAACAGCAAGUGAAUAUAAACCAACCAGAUGUAUCUGAGCAGGAUCAGGACCUCCUCUCAGUCUGCCCAGGUCAAGCCCCUGAGCUGCAACCUCCUGCAGGUGAACACAACCACACCCACAGGAUUAGAGAAUACCAACAACGUCUACUUGAACAAAACGGAAUCCACCAGAGAUCAGUGGAAGUGGCUCGCCGGCGUUUGGAGGAGUACCAGCGAGCACUGCGUAUUCGUUACAACAUGACCUCCACAUCAUUGCUGCCUGCUGUGCUACCUACAGGCCUCAGACACCAACCUCCACACAGAUCUCACUCCAUGCAGCUUCCAAUGCCAUCACAUGGCCAAAAUCAACCACAAACCUUUGUGGAAGUCCCAACAAGAGAGUCUAAUGCACACGUGUCAUCUCUACCUCUUCCUGGCUCCAGUUUGAUUGCUGGCUCCAAGAUGCAACCUGAUGAAAUGGAAUCUACCUCAAAUAAUUCAAGGAACCACAGACUAGAGCAGAGUGUCUGGUUGACUGACAACAUAAUGGAGAGAGUGACAGGGCACCUUCCAGAAAGCGUUAGACUCUGCUCGCCCAACAUGCAGCCACAGCACAAACUGUCGUCAUCCACCAUCCCACUCCAGCUGCGUCCUGAUUCCCCCAUUAGCCCGAGCUCUCUGCCUUUAGAUCAUGAAGUACUGGGUAAAUCUGGGACUUUGUUACAUGGUGCUCUGCAGACAGCAUCCCUGACCACCAAAGACGACGACAUAGAGAGAUGGAGAUUAGAGCUACAGGACGUCCAGAGGCGUGUGCUGGAGCAAAGGGAGGCAGUGGUGCAGCGGCAGAGACUACAACAGGAGGAGAGGCAGAGACAGGAAGAGCAGCGACGGAGACAGGAAAUGGAGAUGGAGCAGAUGAGGCAGCAGAAGGAGACUCUGCAGGCUCUGAUUGAUACUGACUCAGGGUCAACCGCAGAUGGAGCUGCUGAAGUGCAGGUUACAGAGAAUAUUGGACAGACUCGCCUCAGGUUACUUGUGUCCUUGCUAAAGGCUAUAGAGGAGUCUAAUGGAGGAACCUUAUCACACUUGGAAAACCCUCAGGAGGAUCGCUCGAACAGUAAUAUGACUGGGUCCAUCACUCAGAUAAGUGCUCCUGUUGGACCUGCCCCAGCGUCAAUCCUCCCUCCAGGACUCUUCCUUCCUCUUGCUCGAGCGGCAAAGCCUCCAGUGACCCGCAUCAGGCUGGGAACCAUGGCAGCAGGGACUGAUCAGCAUGAGCUCAGUGCUAUUCCCGAGGUAGAGACGCCAGUAAACAGCCAAGUCACAGGUCUGGGGGUUAGUAUGAAUUUUCCCUCACACAAUGGUGCCUGGGAGCUGCAGGAGCAAUCAGAUUUAUCUGUAUCCAGUGUGAGCCACACUACUGGAAGAACACCAAGCUCUGGAUCAAGCUCAAGUAGAUCCAGCCAUUGGGUCUGGAGAGAGAGACUACUGACCGGGGCCUGGACCUCUCCAGAAUAUUCAGAGUCUGAUUCAUUCCAGAGGAAAACCUCACCUUUUUCCUCUGACUCUGGGAGAGGAGCUGACUACCCUGCUCCUGCACUCACAAGCUACAGAUCGCCCACAGAGUCUCGUCAUAGGUGUCCUGAUUCCGACCUCUCGUCCACCAUCUCCACUGGCAGCUACGUCACCACUGAUUUUGAGCAGAACACAAACACUGAUAAACUACCACCUCUCAGACCUAGUGAGGAACAACGUCCAAGAGCAGUUGUGUCCUCUGUGUCUGGUCAAAGCCUUUUUAUUAAGGACAAUUCAGCUGCACCUUGUCCUGGUUCCAUCAUUAGGGAUGCUGCAGUUGCAGCACAUCCCAGUUCUUUAGUUGAGAGAACAUCAGCUGCAGGUCAUCAUGGUUCCUUUAUUGAGAGCAUGUCAGCUGCAGGUCGUCCUGAUUCCCUAGUUGAGGGAACGUCAGCUGCAGGUCGUCCCAGUUCCCUAGUUGAGGAAACUUCAGCUGCAGGUCGUCCCGAUUCCCUAGUUGAGGGAACAUCAGCUGCAGGUCGCCCCGAUUCCCUAGUUGAGGUAGCGCCAGCUGCACGUCGUCCCGGUUCCCUAGUUGAGGUAGCGUCAACUGCAGGUCAUGCCGGUUCCCUAGUUGAGGUAGCGUCAGCUGCAGGUCGUCCCGGUUCCCUAGUUGAGGGAAUGUCAGCUGCAGGUCGUCCCAGUUCCCUAGUUGAGGGAACGUCCGCUGCAGGUCGUCUCGGUUCUUCAGUUGAGGACACUUUGGAUGCAGGUUGUCCCAGUUCCUUAGUUGAGGGAACAUCAACUGUAGGUUGUUCUGGUUCUUUAGUGGAGGACCGGUCUCUUUCUGUUCAUCCUGAUGUGGUUGUAGAAUCGCUGUUUAAUGACCGCAGCAUCCAGCGCAUCAUAGACAGAUACACCAGGGAGCUCGACGUCUCCCUCAGCAUCGCUGGAAAAACCACAGACAGUGAAGGCUUGUCUGUGGUUCAAGGCUCAAAGAGGCAAGUUGAGGACAAAGGAGCUCAAGGUCCUCCAACUCCUCUUUUACACACACCAGGAACACGGACACAAAGCAGCCUGAUAAGUGACACUACAGCUGAUCUACUUCUGGUGCAGCCAUCACAGGCUGAGGACUCUUUCAGGCCUCUGAUUGGCCAGCUGGCUGACCAGUCCUCCUGUCUUGCUGUUGAGUCAGCGAUGGAGCAACUGGUUGGUCAACCAUUUGCUCACUCAUCCAUGAUAGGUCAUCUUUCUAGUGUGCCCGGUCAAGGUGGUUGGGAUUCCACUCUGAGCAGGAUAAUUAGUCGACUCUCCCAUCAGUCGAGUAGUGGGCAGAACUGUAAUUCAGGUCAGCUGAUGGGUCCAAUGGUGGAGGAGCCGUCAACCUCAUGGUUGGAUGAAGGUCAGGAGGAAAGCCGGAUGAGGCCACUGGUUGCAGAGCUGGACACUGAUCAUCACAGUGGUGUCUCAGGUGAAUUUACCCACUUGAAUCUUGGCAUCUCAGCUGAGGACAGUUUGCCGUCACACCCAGCGCUACCUGCUGAGGCUUCAUCUCAUAGUGCCACUGCCCCAGGUGUGAGUCGACGUUCAGAGGAGCAGAUGCCUCCGAAUCAAACCAGUCCUGUUCUUCUGGAGUCUGAGAGCACAGAAGUUUUUCCUGUUUCUGACUCAUUCCACGCAUUGUUGGCUGAGGUCACCCACAAUGAAACGGCUGACCCCUUCAUGACCUUCCACCUGCUGGAACACAAAGUGCUUGACUCAGCUGAAGGAGAGCUGGCCUGUGGUGGAAGCGGUCAGUCUGAUACCCACACUGAUCCGUCUGUGGAGUCUGAACUGUCACCUGAACACCUGCGAGCAGAGAAAGCAGGUCUACACAGCUCCUGCCAGUACCAGCCUGAUGAGUCCUUCCUCACGUUAGAGGAGAGUGUGAGGACAGAUGUGGAGAAAACUGCUCUGAAUCUGUCAAACAUAACAAUGUGUGAUGAUGAUGAUGAUGAUGCACCUGAUCUGGAAGUGCUGCAGCCAACGGGAGCAGCAGCAGGAAGGAGCGGUGUCUCUGAAAAUCCUCAAGAUUCAUACACAUACAGUGAAAAUGUGAAGUCUGAGCAGUGUUCAGACCUGAGCGUCCCUCUGUCAGAUGAGAUAUUUGAAGCUCCCAGUGAGAAGGGGAUCCUGGAACAGUCUGAGAUAACGUUGUUGAGCCUGACAGACGCCACACUGCAGGACCAAGAGACGACCAUCGCUGAGGAAGACAGAGUUUGGGAAGACAUAUUUCCAUAUGGAGAAGGACAAAACUGCCAUAAGAAUGAGGGGGCAGAAUCCAUGUUGGUGCCAGAGGAGAGACUGGAAGACAAGGACCAAACUCACCCAGUGACUUUCCUGGAGUUUGAGUGGGAUCAGAGCAGAAGUCUGCAGCAGGUCAACCAGCAGAAGUGCAGAGCUCUGCUGCAGAGGUCGCGCCACAGACUGCAGGACAUCAAAGCUAAACAGGCUCGGGUCAAGAAUCAGCUCCAGGCUCCGUCUGAAGUCAGAGAGGAACCUGAAUCUGUCGACUGUGAGGAGACGAUUCAACCUGAAUCCCAACAGAAGACGAAUAAUGGAACAAAGGAGGAACAAGCUGAGCAGCAACUACAGACGGAGAAGGAAACAGUGAGAGAUUCCAGGCUGAAAAAGACGGAUGGAGUGAAGAUCUGCACACCAGAGCAGAGGAAACACCAUGUUUCUGAGAUGUAUCAGAGAACUCGGAGACUGUACGAGCAGCUGGAGGAGGUGAAGCAGCAGAAAACCAUCAGGAGCAGACAGGAAGCUUACGUCCAAAACAGACUGAAGGCCCAGGAGUUCCACAAGAAAACCUUACAGAAACUUCGUGCCAAGCAGAAACAGCAGUGAUGUGUUUUUUAGUUCUCUGAAUUAACUUAAAUCUGUAAAAUUUUAUCAAUAAAGUGUUUAAUUUA